Molecule: messenger RNA, 2526 nt
Organism: Sorex fumeus (smoky shrew)
Lineage: Eukaryota; Metazoa; Chordata; Mammalia; Eulipotyphla; Soricidae
Gene: TGS1
Product: trimethylguanosine synthase 1
Exons: 13
Coding region: 1-2526 (841 amino acids)
Biological process (GO): 7-methylguanosine RNA capping; 7-methylguanosine cap hypermethylation
Cellular component (GO): nucleus
Molecular function (GO): RNA cap trimethylguanosine synthase activity
Source: RefSeq, a predicted model, not a curated record
AUGGGCUGCGGGCGCUGGCAGCGCGUGGCCGAGAUGCUCCUGUGCGUGCUGGGCCCGGGGGACCCGACCCCCAUCCGCUGCCUCUGCUCCAGGGCCUUCGUGGAAGACCGCAAACUCUACAAUCUGGGAUUGAAAGGCUACUAUGUCAGAGGCAACAAUGAAGGAGACCAGGCCACCGAAGGGGAGGAAGAUGCCCCUCCCAGCGUCACCACGGACCCGCGCGGCGGCGGCCACCGGCGCGUGGACCUCGAGGAGAGCGAGCUGGACUCUGAGGCCGAGCUCAUGCGGAGCAUGGGGCUGCCCCUUCAGUUCGGCGGGGGGUCUGCACAGAGGAAUUUGGAGGUGGCCACGAACGCUCGAAAUAAAGUCAAAAGAAAAAAGAAGAAGAAAAAACAUUCAAAGACAUUCUUGGAUGAAAUUCGGAGGGAGUCUUGGAGACAGGACUCUGAGGACGACGUUUCGGCCUCUGACGACCCCUCUCUGGCCGAGGAGCCGGAGCUGCCGGGCCCUGGUGACCUGCAGACCAACCCACACACUGUACCCGCACCCGCACCUGACGUCGCGCCCGACAACGGGGGCCCCGCGGCUCCUCCCGAGGGUGCUCCCGAGGGCGCCGGUGACGCGGUGGACCCGCAGCUGGAGGUGACGCCGCGCUGGGAGCAGUACUGGCGCGAGCAGGGUCCAGGGCUGCUGUGGCAGGGCUGGCAGGAGACGCACCCGGGCCAGGACUGCGCCGAGCCCUGGGCCGCGCCCGACACACGCACCGAGUGGGAGCAGCUGUACAGCCGGCUGUACUGGCACUACCUGGGGCAGUUCCACUACUGGGAGGCCCAGGGCUGGACCUACGACGUCAGGGAUGAGGAGCCGGGCCAGGAGUCCACCACGGGGGCCGCUGAGGGCGAGAGCGCCCCCGCCCGCCCCACAGACCCUGCAGAAGUACUGGACGGCAUCGGGCGCCUGAGCCUGGAUCCGGAAGCCGCAGAGCACUGCCCGGGAGAGUCCUCCGGGGACCUGGGACCGGGAGAAGGCCAUGGCCCCAGGGAGUGCCCAGCUUCUGGCCAUGGGGGGCCUCACAACGGAGCCGCCCCCCAAAGCGGCCUGUCGGGCAGUGGGAGCGCUAACCCGCCUUCUCCAGGUUCACAGGACGCCUCAGGGGCGAACUCGGUCAGAGAAGGCUCCCACCGCAGCGGAAGUGAUGGAGGUGACAGUGAAGAUGACCCCCCCGAGCAGAGGCCGAGCAAACUCAAGAGGAGCCACGAACUGGAAGUGGAUGAGAGCCCGGAUUCCGACCUCGAUGACGAUGGCGCGCUCCUCGGAUUCAUGCAUGGUUCCGGACAAAAGUACGGUGGAAUUUCAGAUUUCAGCCAUCGAAAGGUCAGAUACCUGCAGAAGAACGUGAAGUACAAGUCGAAGUUCUUGGACAUGCGACGACAAAUAAAUAUGAAAAACACACAUAUCUUCUUUGCCGAAGAGUCAGAAAAAGGAGGUUUGAAGAAAAGCAAGACUUUGAGUAAGGUGGAGAAAUUCCUCAAACGGGUCAGUGAGCCGCUGGACGCGAAGCCUUCGCCAGGGCCCGACUCUCAGGACGCUUGUUCCAGCAGCGACUCCGAAGGGCAGGAAACAGUCGUCCAAAGUGGGGAGGGUCCAGUGGACACCAGCAGCCAAGAGGCACAGGAAAGCUGCCCCUUAGCUUCCGCUGGAGACCCAGAGGCAGAGAGCACUGAAGCAGGGAGCACGGUGGCGGCUGGCACGGAUGCUCUGGCUUGCAGUGCUCAGGACGCACCCGACCCCCCGCGGAUGGCAGCAGAAGCUGAGGGAAAGAAGAAAAAGAAGAAGAAAAGCAAAGCCAAAAAGGCCAGAAGCAUGCCCGCCGAGAUCGCCAGUGUGCCCGAGCUGGCCAAGUACUGGGCCCAGCGGUACCGGCUCUUCUCGCGUUUUGAUGAUGGGAUUAAACUGGACCGAGAGGGCUGGUUCUCCGUGACUCCUGAGAAGAUCGCCGAGCACAUUGCCGGCCGUGUCAGUCAGUCCUUCGAGUGUGACGUCAUCGUCGAUGCCUUCUGUGGAGUCGGGGGCAACACCAUCCAGUUUGCCCUGACCGGAAAGAAAGUGAUCGCGAUCGACAUUGAUCCCGUGAAGAUCGACCUUGCUCGGAACAACGCAGAGGUCUACGGGGUGGCGGACAGGAUAGAGUUCAUCUGCGGAGACUUCCUGCUGCUGGCGCCUGACCUUAAGGCCGACGUGGUGUUCCUCAGCCCUCCGUGGGGCGGGCCCGACUAUGCCACCGCCGAGAUCUUCGACAUCAGGACCAUGAUGUCCCCGGACGGCUUUGAAGUUUUUAGACUUUCCCAGAAGAUCACCAAUAAUAUUGUUUAUUUUCUUCCAAGAAAUGCUGAUAUUGACCAGGUGGCCUCCUUAGCGGGACUCGGAGGGCAAGUGGAAAUUGAACAGAACUUCCUGAAUAAUAAACUGAAGACAAUCACCGCCUAUUUCGGGGACCUCAUCCGAAGAUCAGCCCCUGAAACCUAG